CUGCAGUGGUUGCUGGGAGACGACGGUGGAGAGAAGAGGUGGUUUGAGUAAGGACCUGGGCUGGUAUUGGAGGGGAAGCUAGCCCAUUCCUGGAGGAAGUGCUGGGCCUCGCGUGAAGGAGUGGGACCCGAAGCAACAGAGCUGCUCUCCCCUCCCUUUCGCCUAUGGCUAGGGUGCAGUCUCACGGUCGAGCAAGAGGCUCGACUUGGACCUGGAGGCCAGUGGCGCGAGAUGCGCUUUUGGCUCGUGCCUUCCAUUCAUGCACAGAACUGGAAGGACGGUUCUAUCUGGUAGGGGGUCUCCUAGAAGGUGGUGCAAGAGUGCCUAGCAACGACACUGUGAUCUUUGACCCAGCCAGGGGCCAAGCGGUGCGACUGCUAGCCCGAGGAGGUCCCCUUCGCAGCCACCACGAUGCGGCACUGGUGGGAGGACGUUGGCUCUGCGUGGUGGGUGGCUGGGACGGGUCACGUCGCUUAUCCACGGUGGCCGCGCUGGACACUUCGAGUGGAGUGUGGGAAGUAUGGACCGCGAAGCCUGCCAACUGCCCUCCUGCUGGCCUCAGCAGCCACACCUGCACCCGAAUCUCAGACCGAGAGUUGCGGGUAUCUGGCAGAGAGGGUGGUACCCGCACUCAGCGACGCUACGGUAGCAUCUACACGUUAAAGUUGGACCACAGCACCCGAACUUAUUGCUACAAAGAAGAAGGCUGCCACACAGCCUCACGGUCAGGUCACUGUGCUGCCUUGCUGCCAACUGCAGGACCCCACCCGGGCCAUCAGCUUUUGCUCUUUGGGGGUUGCAACUCAGUUGGACCAGAAGUAGCAGGGCAAUGGAGCCCUGGGAAAAUUAAGGAGGAAGCGCCGGUUGCGCCUCGGUUGACGGAACAGCUUGCAAACCUUGUGAGCAGUGGGCAGGGGUUGCAGCAAGGACCGCAGAGCCUGCGGCAUCAUUCCUGUUCCGUGGUGGGGCCCUUCGCCGUACUAUUUGGUGGAGAAACUCUGACCAGAGCUCGAGACACGAUCUGCAAUGAUCUCUACAUCUAUGAUACCCGCAAGUCUCCGCCUCUGUGGUUCCACUUCCCCUGUACGGACCGUGGACUGAAGCGCGUGGGCCACCGUACUUGCCUUUGGAACGACCAGCUUUAUUUGGUUGGGGGUUUUGGUGAGGACGGCAGGACAGCUAGCCCACAGGUUUGCACGCUGGAGUUCUUCACCUGAAGAACAGCAGCAAGGCACUCGGCCAAGCCUCUGGUGGCGAACCUACAAAGCAUCCUCACCACAGCUACUGCCCCACUUCAGACACUCAUUAAAUUCAAUCUGAGUCAA
Molecule: messenger RNA, 1325 nt
Organism: Rattus rattus (black rat)
Lineage: Eukaryota; Metazoa; Chordata; Mammalia; Rodentia; Muridae
Gene: Klhdc9
Product: kelch domain containing 9
Exons: 4
Coding region: 165-1217 (350 amino acids)
Molecular function (GO): cyclin binding
Source: RefSeq, a predicted model, not a curated record